AUGGACAAAGACCCAAACAACAACUUUAUAGUAACAGAAAACUCUGGUAUUUUAAGACUGAACAAGGCUCUAGACAGAGAGGAAACUGACGUCUUGGAGGUUACAGCUAUGGACAAUGUUGAUCCCAAUCGAACAUCUACAGCCACUGUCCUUAUCCAUGUACAAGAUAUCAACGAUAACACGUCAGAAUUUACCCCAUACAAUCUCAAUUACAAAGUGAAAGAGGAUGCUGAAGUUGGUCAACCCAUUGUUACAAUCUCUGCUUCCGACAAAGAUUUAGGAGAGUAUGGAAAAGUUGUCUAUAGCUUUGAUGGAAUAAUAUCAGUGGCAAAGAAACUAGACAGAGAAACCCGUAGGUCAUAUACUUUAUAUGUGACAGCAGCAGAUAACCCAGAUAAUCCGAACAACCAGAGAACCAAUCAGACAAAAGCAAUCACUAUAGAGGUGGAAGAUGUUAAUGAUCCUGAAUUUACAAACAUUGAUGAAAACACACGUGCUUCAGUUCUGGAGAAUGCCUGGGACCCAAACAAAGAAAGGCUGGCUGUCUUCUCGGUGUCAGCAGAAGACAGGGAUGUCGGAGAAAAUGCUAGACUGGUUUACACAAUUUCUGCCAAUGAGACUGUAUCUUCUCUCUUCACUAUUGAAACUGUGUCAAGGACUAUUGGAGGGGUUCCAAAAUAUUUUGGUGAUAUCCGAGUAGCAAGCAACCUUUUAGGAAAUGUUGGUGACUUACACUUGAACGUAACAGUUACAGAUCAAGGAGUGCUGCCAAGGUCAGCACAGACUGGAUUAAUUAUUGUUGUUGAAGACAUGAAUCUACAUCAGCCUGUCUUCACAAGUCCCACAGGGCCGAGUGCAGAAAUCAAUACUAACGAGAAAAAUCCAGUGGGAUCUACAGUGUUCCAGAUUGAGGCUACGGAUGAGGACCACGGUCGCCAUCGAUGGCCCUCUUGUUACUUUGUAUAUAACUACAACCAGAAAAAAAAAAACUUAGGGGAUAGAAAUUGUUUCCAUAGCUGUGCUGUGACAUACCAGUUUGAAUUAUUUUACAUUUACAAGGUUAUUUUUGAGUUAAAAGUUUUUUAAAGUGACCUUUAGUGUCCAGUCUGUUAUGGUUGAUUGAAAUCAAAAGUCUAAGUAAUGUUAACUUAAUAUCCACAGUAUUUUUUUUUUUUUUUUUUUUGGUAUAUCCUAUUAAACUAUUAAAUGAAAUACAUGUAACAUUGACACAGUGUGGAAGAAAACUGCAAAGUGAAGAUCACAAUUUUUAGCUCACCUGUCACGAAGUGACAAGGUGAGCUAUUGUGACCGCUUGAUGUCCGUCGUGCGUAGUGCGUUGUCCAUCGUCAGUCGUGUGUCGUCCGUCAACAAUUUCUAAAAAAAUCUUCUUGAAAACCAAACUUCACAUGAAGGAUCCUUGGGUGCCCCCUUUCAAAAUUAUUCAAAGAAUUGAAUUCCAUGCAGAACUCUGGUUGCCAUGGCAACCGAAAGGAAAAACUUUAAAAAUCUUCUUCUCAAAAACCAGAAGCCCUAGAGCUUAGAUAUUUGGUGUGAAGCAUUGCCUAGUGGAUCUCUACCAAAUUUGUUCAAAUCAUGACCCCGGGAUCAAAAUUGACCCUGCCCCAGGGGUCACUUGAUUUUACAUAGGAAAAUCUUAAAAAAUCUUCUUCUCAAAAACCAGAAGCCCUAGAGCUUAGAUAUUUGACAUGUAGCAUUGCCUAGUGGACCUCUACUAAAAUUAUUCAAAUCAUGACCCCGGGGUCAAAAUUGACCCCGCGCCAUGGGGUCACUUGAUUUUACAUAGAUUUCUAUAGGAAAAUCUUCAAUUUUUUUUUUAAAUAAACCAG
This is a messenger RNA of Mercenaria mercenaria, 1847 nucleotides long. Its product is annotated as cadherin EGF LAG seven-pass G-type receptor 2-like. The record is from RefSeq and is a predicted model, not a curated record. Gene Ontology annotation, biological process: homophilic cell-cell adhesion. Bases 1 to 1086 code for a protein of 361 amino acids. Gene Ontology annotation, cellular component: membrane. Gene Ontology annotation, molecular function: calcium ion binding. The transcript has 4 exons. NCBI's taxonomy places the organism in Eukaryota, Metazoa, Mollusca, Bivalvia, Venerida, Veneridae.